AUGUCCGCUCUGGCUGCGGAAUUCGGGAUACGGGUCGCGAGGCCAGUAAAAACCGCUGAGCUGCGAGUCAAAGGCCUCGACGACUUCGGUACCCCGGAAGAAAUUAAGGAGGCGGUGGUAGCCACUGGAAAUUGUCGGUCGACGGAUGUUAAAGUCGGCCGAGCUCGCGCUUCUCCCAGUGGGCUACUCACCGCCUGGAUACAAUGUCCGGUAUCUGCAGCCAAGAAGAUUGCGGACGCCGGCGCCCUGCGGAUAGAAUGGGUGCGCGCCCCAGUCAAGGUAUUGGAGCGCAGGCCCAUGCAGUGCCACCGAUGUCUCCGGCGCGGGCACGUCGUGGCGAUGUGCACCUACACCGCGCCGGAGGAAGACAGGAGGGGCCGAUGUUACCGAUGCGGCAACCGCGAUCACCGCGUCGCAGAGUACAAAUCGGCGCUGAAGUGCCCGCUGUGCGCCGAUCUUAGUCGCUCAUCAGCCCACCGUCUGAGAGGCAAGAACUGCGCCCCGAUCCCUCGAAAGCAGAAGCAAAAGGCGCAAAAGACCGCAAAUAAGAGCGGAUCACAAUCCGCUCCCCAGGAGGCUCCCGCUGCCGUCUCAGGAGUGUCGACGACAGCGGAGGAGGCUAAUCAACUCUCUGUUAGUGGUGCCCUGGAGAAGGCGAUAGAGAUGGAAAUGCCACUAACGCAAUAA
This is a messenger RNA of Pseudomyrmex gracilis, 687 nucleotides long. RefSeq lists its product as uncharacterized. NCBI's taxonomy places the organism in Eukaryota, Metazoa, Arthropoda, Insecta, Hymenoptera, Formicidae. The record is from RefSeq and is a predicted model, not a curated record. Gene Ontology annotation, molecular function: zinc ion binding; nucleic acid binding. The transcript has a single exon. The coding region runs from base 1 to 687 and encodes 228 amino acids.